Malassezia japonica is the source of this 1746-nucleotide messenger RNA. RefSeq lists its product as uncharacterized. The coding region runs from base 1 to 1746 and encodes 581 amino acids. Gene Ontology annotation, biological process: amino acid transmembrane transport. Lineage: Eukaryota; Fungi; Basidiomycota; Malasseziomycetes; Malasseziales; Malasseziaceae. Gene Ontology annotation, molecular function: amino acid transmembrane transporter activity. Gene Ontology annotation, cellular component: membrane. The record is from RefSeq and is a predicted model, not a curated record. The transcript has a single exon.
AUGGGUUUCUUUCAAAAUUGGGCCGAGAGCUUCAAGCCGGCCGAAACUGAGGGCUUCGGCAAGGAGCCUGCCUAUGGCGGCGACUUCCUCGAGGCCGGUGACCAGAAGCCCGAGGUGUUGGGCGACGAGGAGUUUGCCAAUGCCACGACGGCCGUCCAGACGGCUGACGGUACCAUUGCCUAUGUGCCCGAGAAGACGCCGCUGAAGCGUCGCCUGGAUGGCCGUCACAUCCAGUUCAUCGCGCUGGGUGGUGGUAUCGGUACCGGUCUGUUUAUCGGUUCAGCUUCUGCGCUCUCGACGGCUGGUCCUGCUUUCCUGAUCGUCGAUUUCAUUAUCAUGGGUUUCAUGCUUGUCUGUGUCAUUUUUGCUCUGGGUGAACUCGCUGCUACUCUUCCCGUCUCUGGUGCCUUCUCUACGUAUGCUUCCCGCUUUGUCGAUCCUGCCUGGGGCUUUGCCAUGGGCUGGAACUACUACCUCCAGUGGCUCAUUGUGACGCCGCUCGAGUUUACUGCCGCUGCCAUUGUCAUUGGUUUCUGGGAUCCGAAUCAAGUCGUACCAGUGGGGAUUUGGCUAAUGAUCUUUAUUAUUGUCAUUACCACCAUCAAUUUCUUCGGCGUACGAGGCUAUGCAGAGUUCGAAUUCGCUGCAACCUUCAUCAAAGUCAUCACAGUCAUCGGCUUGAUCAUUACCUUGAUCGUGAUUGACUGCGGUGGUGUGAUUGGCGGACCGAGCUACAUGGGUGCGCACACUUGGCACGACCCUGGACCGAUCAACAACGGCUUCAAGGGUCUCUGCACUGUGUUCACGACGGCUGCCUUUGCCUUCUCUGGCUCCGAGCUGGUGGGUCUCGCUGCGGCCGAGACCAAGGAGCCCCGCAAGGUGCUGCCCAAGGCCUGCAAGCAGAUCGUGUUCCGCAUUAUCAUGUUCUACGUCCUGUCGCUCUUCCUCGUCUCGCUCAUUGUGCCUUACAACGACGAGAGGCUGUCGAGUGACCACGACUACGACCCUCGCACCUCGCCUUUCGUGAUUGCGAUGGAGAUCGGACGUAUCAAGGUGCUUCCCCACAUUAUCAACGCUGUGAUUAUCGUCUCGACGCUCUCGGUAGCCAACUCGGCGGUGUACGCCGGUAGCCGCACGCUGCUUGCGCUUGCUGAGCAGGGCCUCGCCCCCAAGAUGUUCAAGUACGUCGACCGGGAGGGUCGCCCGCUGCCGGCUGUCGGUGUCUCGCUGAUAUUUGGUCUGCUUGCCUUCCUGAUCUACUCGGCGGAGGAGGGCACCGUCUUCAGCUGGAUGCUCCAGAUCUCGGGUCUUGCCGCGAUUUUCACCUGGGGCUCGAUCUGCUUCUGCCAUAUCCGCUUCCGUUCGGCGUGGACAAAGCAGGGAUACACGCUCCGCGAGCUGCCAUGGGCCUCGCCGCUCGGCGUGUACGGCUCAAUGGCCGGUCUUUUCCUCAACAUCCUGGUCAUUAUUGCCAACAUCUACAUCGGCGCAUUCCCGCCGGAAGAGGGUACUUACUCGCCGCGUAUGCGCGCCUACGAGUUCUUCAAUGCCAACAUCUCGCUUGUCAUUCUCCUGACCUUCCUCAUCCUCUACAAGCUGAUCAAGCGCUCCAAGUUUGUCCGCCUCGAAGACAUGGACAUCCACACCGGCCGUCGUGACCCCGUCAGCGAAGAGGUGCUAGAGCAGGAGCGCGCCGAGGCGAGGGCUCGUCCGAUGUGGAAGAAGAUCAUCACCUCUGUUUUCUAA